Molecule: messenger RNA, 6166 nt
Organism: Formica exsecta
Lineage: Eukaryota; Metazoa; Arthropoda; Insecta; Hymenoptera; Formicidae
Gene: RanBPM
Product: ran-binding protein 9
Exons: 9
Coding region: 137-1909 (590 amino acids)
Biological process (GO): cell surface receptor signaling pathway; cytoskeleton organization
Cellular component (GO): cytoplasm
Molecular function (GO): protein binding
Source: RefSeq, a predicted model, not a curated record
GUCUCGAUCUUAUCGUCGUUUAAGUUCUCGCGUGUCGUCAUGAGAAUGCGAGUUGCGCGUACGACGUGCGCGACGGCAUUCGCAAUCCAGGAUCGCACAUAGGCAGGCCGUAGAUAGAGCGAGAGUGGGGCAGCGGAUGAUAAUGAUGGCCGCCACCAGCGAUGAACGGAGUGUUAUGGAACCUGGGCGAAGGAAUUCGGGGCAGAGCGAGCCCGUGGAUCGGCUAAAGCUGCUCUAUCCGAUGGUGAACGAAGAGGAAACACCGCUGCCGCGUUCCUGGAGCACGAGAGACAAGUACAACUACAUAGGCCUGUCGCAAAAUAAUCUCCGCGUUCACUACAAAGUGAGUCGGGGCCGCGUUCUUUCCCCAGGUUACGGCAAAACUCACAAAGACGCUGCCAGCGUUCGCACAACGCACGCAAUACCGGCCGCCUGCGGCUUGUAUUACUUCGAGGUGAAGAUCGUGAGCAAAGGACGCGAUGGUUACAUGGGCAUUGGCCUCUCGGCGCGCGACGUCAAUGUAAAUAGAUUACCAGGCUGGGACAAGCACUCAUACGGUUAUCACGGUGACGACGGUCACAGUUUCUGCUCAAGCGGCACCGGGCAACCUUACGGGCCGACCUUCACCACCGGUGACGUGAUCGGCUGCGGCGUUAAUCUCGUUGACAACACCGCCUUCUACACGAAAAAUGGUCAUCAUUUGGGCAUUGCCUUCACGGAUCUUCCCACCAAUCUCUUUCCAACGGUCGGUCUACAGACUCCAGGUGAAGUGGUGGAUGCCAACUUUGGACAGUUGCCGUUUGUCUUCGACAUCGGGGACAUGAUCAACGAACUGCGUGUACGAACGAGAUUACAGAUCAUAAACUAUCCCACGCCAGACCAUGGCCAGGGCCAGUGGCAGGCAAUCCUUCACAGAAUGGUGUGUACGUAUCUCGUCCAUCAUGGGUACCUCGACAGCGCCGAGGCAUUCGCCAGCAGCACGGGUCAGGUGUUCGAGGAGGACUACAGCUCCAUUAAAAAUCGACAAAGGAUUAUAAAGCUGGUAUUAUCCGGUCGCGUGGGCGAGGCGAUAGAAGUGACCAAUCGAUUAUACCCCGGUUUGCUUGAUCGGGAUCCGAACCUGUUGUUCGCACUCAAGUGCCGCCAAUUCGUGGAAAUGGUGAACGGAAGUGAUUCGGAGGUCUGUCAGAAUGGCAGUCCAAAUCAGACCAGUGUAAUACAAUCGACCAAAGCGUAUGCGAAGUCUGCGACCGGUACCGUGGAAGAGAUGAAUAUCAAUAACGCGAUGAACGGCACCAGCGGUCCGCAGUUUGUCAACGGUCAGAUAGAGGAUGAUGUAGACAUGGAGGAGAGCGGUGUCAACGCUGUGAACGGUAUCAAGAACAGUAAUGGGUAUCAGAAUGGUAAUCUGGGCUCGAAUGGGUACAAGUGUCAAAAUGGGGAGGAUGUAGAUAUGGAAAUCGACAACAGUGCCAAUCAAAGUCAGCAGCAAAGCAGCAACAUUACUGAUAGUGCGACAAGUAAAAGUAACAAGAAGCAAUUGUGCGGCGGUAACAAACAGGCAAUCGAGAAAAUGUUGGAGUUUGGCAGGCAAUUGUACUCACAAUCGAUGCAUCUGAGACAGCAGUACGGAAAGAAUGACAGCAAUAAAAAGAUGUUGCAAGACGCUUUCAGUCUAUUGGCAUAUUCUAAUCCAUGGAAUUCACCUGUCGGCUGGCAACUCAACCCGCAGGAGAGGGAAACAGUUUGCCAAAGGCUGAAUUCUGCUCUUCUCGAAUCUAGUAACUUACCCCGUCGGCCACCAUUGGAAGUCGCGGCAUCCCAUACAAGAGAUCUUGUCCGCGCGAUGUCGACUGCCAACUUAGGGGCUUGCGGAUUUGCAGUAGUAGAUAAUAUUAUCCAAUAUUGACGGUGCCUACCUCUGCUACCACGUCCGCCUCUUCUACCAGCGCGAGUAUGGUAUGGAAACUCCAUACAAAGAAAAAUUAAGGAUGCGGAGGCGGAACGUGGAGCAGAUUGUUCUGUUAACGCAGCAACAUCGCGAUGUCGCGUGCCUCUUCAGCUAGAGCAGCCGGAUUCGUCGGUGCCUUGGCUCGAUCUCACACCACAGACACGAACAUGCAAGAUGAACGCUCAGACCUGCCAACAAAAAUGACACCUCAUCAAAUUGUAGCUUAAAUCGGGGAUGGACGGUGGGAUUACUAUGCCGACCAAGAGCGAGAAACGGCAGUUUACGAUGAUGCUGAUCCCCCGUUCCCGGCGAUCGGCCAUAUCUCGGCCGACCACAUCAAGUUUUUGACAUUGUUGUGACUAUUUAUAUAAUUUUCUGUAUCCUCCUUUAUUUUUCUCCCCUUUGUACUUUCUUUUGUUUUUUUAUCCGACAACGGUUUAUCUUGGUUCGCGAACCUCUCGGUCGUUUAAUCGCGGUUAGUGCGUUAUCCCAACAUACGCGUGACAAUAUGGGCAUGUCGUCACGCGAAUAUCUCAAACCGCGAUAAUUCGAGCGUCGUCAGUUUAGUAGACGCAAGUAUUGUGCAAUACGACGGUUUCAUGAUACGAGAACACGUUACUGGUGAUAAAACGGAAUGUACAGUCAAAGUCACUCCGCGCAAAAUGACGUUUCUGUAAGAAAUGUUGUCCUUAUCGCCAUCAAGUGAAAAUGAGCUUGCGUACCUUUCAGCGCAUGAGAGUAACGCGUAAUCUCAAAUUUAUUUGCAUUUAAAUACGGGUUGUCUGUAUUAAAGUAUAUUCAAUAAUGGAAAAUCUAUCGAACAUUCAACCUGAUUAGAUGCAUUAGCCAAAUUCGGAUAAUGGAAGAGAAUAACAAAUAGGACGCGUAUUGUUAUACAUUGCGUCUCAUUCGCUUCGGAGAAAUUGAGUCGUGUUUAUUUUACGCAUUCGCAUUGGCUUAACAAUUUUUUAACUUAACUUUCGUACAUCCUAAUGAUAAAAUAUUACUUGUUUCAUUUUGACGAAUCGGCGCGACGAUUUCUUUUUGUAAUUCGGUUUUCUAAUUAUUCUGGGAGCGGCGGAAGCAUGUUCAUUUUAGAGAUGGACGACAUCUUACGUUUAUAUAAAUAGUUGCGAAAAACAAAAAAAACCUGUAAACUUAACUAAGAAGCGAUCUUGUACUCUAUACUAAGUAAUUGUUUUUUAUAUGCGACAUAGUAUAUUAUUAUAUUAUAUAUUAUUAAAGAGUAAAAAAAACGAGAGAGAGAAGAAAAAUCGCAAAUAAGAAAAUCGUAUGCAGCUAGGCGUGCGUUUAAAUACAAUAAUUUACUAUAUAUACACGAAAAAAAUCAUAUUAAUUAAAAUAGAAUUACCCGAAUCAAAUGAUUUUUAGUGUUAUUGUUUUGUGUACUAUAUAGAUAUAGCUAUAAUACGAAUAUGUGCGAAUACAGCAUGGAUUUGGCUGAAUUUGAUAAAUUCAGCCAAAUGAUUUGAUAAAUCAUUUUAUUUCGUCGCACAUGUUGUUAUCGCGAUUAUCCCGCCAGGACCUUUAUAUAAAUUCACCUACGAUAUAUUGUUCGACUGAUCAGAAAUUGAUUUCGGGAAUAAUCGUCAUUGUUACUUCGAGAUUUGUUAAAAUUUCCGUUUUGUUGAUUUGACCGGCGCAACAAAUUGAUAGCCUACUCAUUCUUGUACAUCGGAUCACAUUGGCCGGCGCGGUGAUGAUCACAAUUUAGCCGAAUCAUUGAGAUGUGCUCAGUAGAUCGUCGAUGUUCUUGUCCCUGGAGACGUUUUCGUUCGCGCCCUUCCGGUGAUUGGCUCCCGAAUGUCAUUUUGCCCCUAGCCUGCCUUCUAAGUCUUUCGACACGAUACUUUCAAAAUGCAUAUAUAUUUUAGGUAAUAAAGAUACAUUGUAAUAUACAUAUAUAUUUGUGCCUAUCUAAUGUAACUUUAUUUGCGUCUUCGUUCAAUUAACACUCGCGCGAACAUGUAUAUACGUGCAUUUACGCAUACGUUUGAUACGAAUCGUAUACACCUGCUUUCGUUUCUCUCCUCGUCCAAAAUUCAUCAGCCUAGCGCGCCGAGGAAACCGCGUCGCAUUGUAUCCCCGCAUCGAUGAGAAAAGCAGGAGGAAUAUGAUACACGUAUUCUCCUCCUUUUUCAUAAUGAGAGCACGAUGAUGCAUAUACGUGUGUAGAGUAUGCACCAACUACGUCGAUCGUCGAAGGAUAGUAAAUGUUCACUCGGAAAAGAUUUCUCCUCGUGAUCUUCUCACUCAAACGAUUCGUGCACAAAAAAAUGUAACUAGCGUAUACAGAAGGUGACCUGUUUAAGUAGAGAGGCAGUAAACACUCCUUUUCGCUUUUAUCUUUAACUUUGAGGGACUACUCGCACUUCAACGCGCUCGCACACGCACGCACGCGCAUAAUUUCCGGUAACGCCAACGAUAUUCUAGUCAAUCUCGAAGGUAUUUUGUUCUCAUACAUUGAUGGAGAUAUAUAUAUAUCACGGCAAAUCAAAUCGCGUAUUUUUAUACUGUGGUGUUUAACUUUUAUCCGGGAAGUCUAUUUUUUAAAGGCAUAAAAACGGGUAACGCUAUUUUUUCCGUAAGAGAGAGUCCUACAAAAAUAUAUUAUACACAUAUAAAUAUAUAUUUGUGUCUUUAUACUAUCAUAAAGAUCACAUGUAAUCUUAUGAAGCUAGAAAUGUAUUUUAGAAAAAGUAGCUUUAAAUUUCGAGGAAUUGAGAGAAAGAUUUAGCUUGUCCGGAUACGAGAGUUACAAAUGUUGUUCAAUUAAUUUAUAUAGAUACAGACAGAUAUGUAACAAUUCACGAUUAUAAUAUUCUUUGUUUCGCAUUUCCAUAUAAAAAAGAUCAAUAUUCACGGUAUAUACGUCUUGCAAUACCCUUUUGUUACGUACGUGCGCGCGUGCGUGUGGUAUGCACAUCAGUAAAAAAAAAUAUAUAUAUCUAUACUAUGCUUUUUUAUAUAUGACGAAAUAUAAUUGUAGUUUAUGUAUGCGAGAGUCAAGUAUAUCUCUCUCUUGAAUCCAGUUUUAAGACGGGCGAACACAGUAUGGCGACAGCCAUCGAAUUAGUUGUUUCUAACACGCUCUGAGUACGUUGAAACAUAUUUUAACAAUAGAAAUGUUAUUUUUAUACGUGUACGAUGUAGUUAUAUUAAAUGAGCUGUGUGGCGUCAGGUGUGUAACGAAAUCGUGACAUGUUAGUAGAAACAUUAACACUCUGUCGUCGCUAUAUAAGUUUUCCGCGUAGGGAAUAUGUGUACAGGGUGAUUCAAGCGAAACACUCUGUAUUGUGAAUAAAAAAAAAAAAAAAGAAACCAAAUCGAAAGUUCAUACUGUUAACAAGUUUUUAGCAAUACUUUGUAAUAACGAGAAAAAAAAAAAAAAGAAGAAGAAAUGCGAAAUAUAUAAAUAAUAAAAGCAACGACGUUCUGCAAACAGCGAUGUGAUGCUGCCGUGCAUCUUUUUCUUUUUAUUCUUAUCAGCGCUAAACGUCUAUUAUAUAUAUAUUUUUUUUCACAAAGCUUUCGAAGAUGCGAAUCCUCGGCAAUCGCGGCGAGCUUCGAAGCACGAAGGUGUAUCGGCUAUGAGCUUUCGAUUCCGAUUACUGUGGCAAAAACGCUUCUAUCUGAUAUUUCAAGAAAUUCUCGAGUGUAUGAAACAUACACAAGUAUGUAUGUAUAUGUAAAUAUAAGCAAAGGUACACACGCGAGCAAUUUGACGGCACGGCGCUUUCUAAACAGGGAUCGAAGUCGAUGUAAUCUCGAUGGCAAGCUGAGAGCAUGUGAUGUUAUCAUCGCCUGAUUCGUGAUUUUUAACAAUCGAACAUUGGCUUGAAUACUAGAUUGGUAUAAAUUGACAUUUUUUUUUUCUCGUUUAAAUGAGACACGAGAGAGAUUGCGGAUUAUUGGCAGCCGAUUCGAUUUGAAAGUUUGACGACGUUUGGUCCCUGCUUCGAACCAUGUGUAAUUAAGAUAAAGCAAUCGAUUUACUAGCCAGAAGAAUUUUGAUCGAGAGUAUCGUAUAUGAUGUCUGUGCGCGUGCACGCGGAAUACAAAUCUGAAAAAGAUUUGUCGUACAAUUUUAUUGUGUAACCAGCAUUUUUAAUCCGCAAUUAUAUUCAAUACUACUUACGCUAUCAGCGAUUACGUUAUAAAGUCGUUACUCGGUAAUAAAGCAAGCUGUAUUCC